GCGCCAGCUAUUUCGCGGCCUGCCACACCCGUGGAAGGCGUGAUCGACGUGGAAAACUUCCAGUCCCUGGCGUAUGUGGCCAUGGCAAUGGAGGUGGACGAAGAUGACGAAGCACCGCUCCUGGCUCAGCUGGGAGGCACGUCAAGUGGCAGCGCCAGCAGCUCGCAGGCCCCGCGGUCGGUUCUGGACCCGUUCAACGGCAUCGUGCCGAGCUUCGACGAGUUCAAGCGGCGAGCGCGCAAUGCCGAUCCUACACAGCGCAUUCCGCGACUUCGAGACCGGCGCCCGGAGAACGGCGAUGAUGUCGAUGCGACGCUGGAGCAGCUUCAGGUACUGAACGACCUCUUGCAGAGAUCUCAGUGGAGGUAA
Symbiodinium necroappetens is the source of this 369-nucleotide messenger RNA. The record is from the annotation of a GenBank genome assembly. NCBI's taxonomy places the organism in Eukaryota, Dinophyceae, Suessiales, Symbiodiniaceae.